Messenger RNA from Malassezia globosa CBS 7966, 876 nucleotides. RefSeq lists its product as uncharacterized. Gene Ontology annotation, cellular component: membrane; endoplasmic reticulum; lipid droplet. The coding region runs from base 1 to 876 and encodes 291 amino acids. Gene Ontology annotation, molecular function: ditrans,polycis-polyprenyl diphosphate synthase [(2E,6E)-farnesyl diphosphate specific] activity. The record is from RefSeq and is a predicted model, not a curated record. The transcript has 2 exons. NCBI's taxonomy places the organism in Eukaryota, Fungi, Basidiomycota, Malasseziomycetes, Malasseziales, Malasseziaceae.
AUGGUGCACGGAGGCAGGCAGGUAGCAGGCCCAGCUACAGAGAACAAGACAGAAGAUGGAUCAGAGGGUGUAGAAAAUCGUGCAGGUAGCAAAUUGCCUGCAAAACACAUGGCCUAUGCUUGGCUAGUGUCCGCGUGGGAUCGGGCCAUAUCGUUUAUCCUGCAGCAAACCAUGUACUCAUUGUCAACAGGGCCUCUCCCUCGUCAUAUUGCCUUUAUCAUGGACGGAAACAGGCGCUGGUCGCGCGCUCACAAUAUGCGUGUUCAGGAAGGGCAUCUCAAGGGAUUCGAAGCACUGAAACGUGUGUUGGACCUGUGCUUGUCUUUGCAGCGGAUCGAAGUCGUCACUGUAUAUGCGUUUGCUAUUGACAACUUCAAGCGCGAUCCAGAUGAAGUGCAUGCCUUAAUGGAACUCGCACGGACCCGGCUGCUUGAACUCUACGAGCACAGCGACUUUGUGGCGCGGCAUUCAAUCUGCAUCCGUGUCGUAGGGCAUCGCGAGUACUUGCCGCCCAGUGUGCAGGAGACAGCACGCCGCGUCGAAGAAGCAACACAGCACAAUACAGGACCCACUCUCAAUAUCUGCAUGCCAUAUGCAUCACAGGCCGAAAUCUGUCAUGCCGCACAGCAAGCCACUAAAAAUUCACAGCAGCUCACACCAGCAUCACUCUCGUCGCACCUGAUGGUGCCAGACGAUCCACCUGUUGACAUACUCGUGCGCACAUCGCGUGUAUCGCGAUUGAGCGACUUUUUGCUCUGGCAAUCAAAUGAACACACACAGAUGCACUUUGUCGAUCAGUACUGGCCCAUGUUUGGGGCAUGUGAUUUGAUUCCCAUCCUACUUGAGUACCAGCGUGCACAGACACACCGUGGAUAA